Messenger RNA from Onychomys torridus (southern grasshopper mouse), 2151 nucleotides. It is a transcript of the gene Ggt1, whose product is annotated as gamma-glutamyltransferase 1. The transcript has 14 exons. The record is from RefSeq and is a predicted model, not a curated record. Bases 275 to 1981 code for a protein of 568 amino acids. Lineage: Eukaryota; Metazoa; Chordata; Mammalia; Rodentia; Cricetidae. Gene Ontology annotation, molecular function: glutathione gamma-glutamate hydrolase. Gene Ontology annotation, biological process: regulation of immune system process; glutathione catabolic process; peptide modification. Gene Ontology annotation, cellular component: plasma membrane.
GCUAUCAGCCGGCAGCUUGCCACCCUCAACACCCCCAGGGGACUUGCCACAAGGAGGAGGCCAGACCAGGCCCCUUGAGGGAGCCCUAUUCCAGAGACGCCAGUCCCAGAGAAUAGGAACGAGCCAGGAGUACCAGGAGGUGGCCUGCUCCGGGGGUUUCAGGGAAGACCGACCGUAGGUUUCUGUGGAGUGUGGGGAGCUCCUGCCUGUCUAUACAGCUGUUUUUCGGAAGCCACCACCCCAGGGAAGGUGCAGAGCUCCUAUUGGACGAACCAUGAAGAAUCGGUUUGUGAUGCUGGGCCUGGUGGCUGUGGUUCUGGUAUUUGUCAUCAUUGGCCUCUGCAUCUGGCUGCCCUACACUUCUAGGAAGCCCGACCAUGUGUACACCAGGGCAGCUGUGGCCACGGAUGCCAAGCGCUGCUCAGAGAUUGGCCGGGACAUGCUACAGGAGGGUGGCUCCGUGGUGGAUGCAGCCAUCGCAAGCCUGCUGUGUAUGGGGCUCAUGAAUGCCCACAGUAUGGGCAUCGGGGGCGGCCUGUUCUUCACCAUCUACAACAGCACGACACGGAAAGCUGAGGUUAUCAAUGCCCGUGAGGUGGCUCCCAGGCUGGCCAAUGCCAGCAUGUUCAACAACUCGAAGGACUCUGAAGAAGGUGGCCUUUCAGUGGCGGUUCCUGGUGAAAUCAGUGGCUACCAGCUGGCACACCAACGGCACGGGCGACUGCCCUGGGCUCGCCUCUUCCAGCCCAGCAUUGAGCUGGCCCGCUAUGGCUUCCCUGUGGGCAAGGGCUUGGCAAUGGCCCUGGACAGAAAACGGGACAUCAUUGAACAGACACCUGCCUUGUGCGAGGUCUUCUGCCGUCAAGGGAAGGUGCUUCGGGAAGGCGAGACAGUGACUAUGCCAAGGCUGGCCGAUACGUUGCAGGUACUGGCCCAGGAAGGUGCCCAGGCCUUCUACAAUGGGAGCCUCACAGCCCAGAUUGUGAAGGACAUCCAGGAGGCUGGAGGCAUUAUUACGGUCCAGGACCUGAAUGACUACCGCGCAGAGCUGAUUGAGCACCCGAUGAGCAUCAGCCUUGGGGACUCGACACUGUAUGUGCCCAGUGCCCCACUCAGCGGGCCAGUGCUGGUUCUCAUCUUGAACAUCCUCAAAGGAUACGACCUCUCUCCGAAGAGUGUGGCAACCCCUGAGCAGAAGGCGCUGACGUAUCACCGAAUUGUGGAGGCCUUUCGGUUUGCCUAUGCCAAGAGGACCAUGCUUGGUGACCCAAAGUUUGUCGAUGUGUCUCAGGUGAUCCGCAACAUGAGCUCUGAGUUCUUCGCCGCUCAGCUUCGAGCCCGUAUCUCUGAUGGAACCACUCAUCCGGCCUCCUACUAUGAGCCUGAGUUCUACCUCCCUGAUGAUGGGGGCACUGCUCACCUGUCUGUGGUUGCGGAGGAUGGCAGUGCCGUGUCUGCCACAAGCACCAUCAACCUCUAUUUUGGCUCCAAGGUCCUUUCUCGGGUCAGUGGUAUCCUGUUUAAUGAUGAGAUGGAUGACUUCAGCUCACCCAACUUCAUCAACCAGUUUGGGGUAUUGCCCUCACCAGCCAACUUCAUCAAGCCAGGCAAGCAGCCACUGUCAUCCAUGUGUCCUACAAUCAUUGUGGAUAAGGAUGGCAAAGUCCAGAUGGUAGUGGGAGCAUCAGGAGGCACCCAGAUCACCACAUCCACCGCACUGGCCAUCAUCAACAACCUGUGGUUUGGCUACGACGUGAAGAGAGCGGUGGAGGAGCCCCGUCUACACAACCAACUUUUGCCCAACACCACAACAAUAGAGAAAAACAUCGAUGAGGUGGUGGCUGCAGGCCUGAAGACUCGGAACCAUUACACAGAGGUCACCAACACCUUCAUCGCCGUGGUUCAGGCCGUUGUUCGAACAUCCAGUGGCUGGGCAGCUGCCUCAGACUCCAGGAAAGGCGGGGAGCCAGCUGGCUACUGAGUGCUCAGAAAAGGCAAGACCAACCUGCAAUCCAGGACGAGAUACAGCCCAGGAACAAGAGUGGGACUUUGGAGGACAUGCUGCUCCCGAAUGGGACAGGGAAGCACAAUAAAUGGGCUCAACUGCCGAGCUCCAGGAAGUCUUGCUGGUUGGACUUCCCAUAUCUUGGA